Molecule: messenger RNA, 1167 nt
Organism: Hyalella azteca
Lineage: Eukaryota; Metazoa; Arthropoda; Malacostraca; Amphipoda; Hyalellidae
Exons: 4
Coding region: 133-1167 (344 amino acids)
Source: RefSeq, a predicted model, not a curated record
UCGUAUUCAAAAUAAUGUUUUGCAGGUGCUGAAAGUCACACAGCUGAAUACAUUGCUAAAAUUGUAUUGAAGGUCAUUGAUGAAAUUGGCUCCCAAAAAGUUCUUGCUGUGUGCACGGAUAAUGCCAGCAACAUGAAGAAAGCGUGGGAGAUCAUCUCAGAAACUUACCCACACAUUCAGGCAUAUGGAUGUCUAGCUCAUUGCUUAAACUUGGUCUUCAAUGACAUCAUGAAAGUUAAAUCCCUCUCAAAGCUAUCAGCUGAGAGUGUUGCUGUUUUAAAAGAAAUAAAAAACUCACACAAGCUCACUGCAAUGCUGAAAGCUGAGCAUCUGAAAUCGCGAAAUGAUCCUCAAGCUGAACCUGAAAUUACUCCAACCAUGAAGACUCUAAAACUUUCAGUGAAAACAAGAUGGGGCUCAACCGUCAAUUGCCUGGAGAGCCUCCAAUCAAACAAACACUCUCUGCAGGCAUUGACAAUCAAUGCAGAGAGUAAAAGCAGCAUUGAAAGCAACACAAAGAAGACUAUCCUGUCAGAAGUGUUUUGGGACAAAGUUGAAGGAAGUUUAGCACUACUGAAACCUCUGGCUGAUGCAAUCAAGAAUGUGGAGGGAGACAACGUUCCAUUAUCAAUAGUAAUGGAAACAUUCUCUAAGCUAGAGAAUGAAAUUGUCAAAAAGGUGGGAAAGUCUCCUGUAUUGAAAAGUGAAGAGGAUACAGUAAGAGGCAUAAUCAAGAAAAGGAAAGAAUUUGCCACAAAGAAAAUUCACUUUGCAGCAAACCUCCUGGACCCAAACCAUAGAGGAUGUCAUUUGAAUGAUGAGGAAGUUGUUGAUGCAUUCCAAGUCUUAGAUGAAAUUGCAACUAGCAUGCCAUGUGUUAAUGGUGGCAAACUUUUUAGAGAGAUUGCAGACUACCGAUCAAAACAGAAACUAUUUCAUAAGCCAUACAUCUGGAAUGCUGUGAAACACACCACACCAUCGACUUGGUGGUCUGGCUUGUGUGGCUCCACUGAACUAUCAAAAAUCGCCAAACUGCGCGCUACAGUGCGUGGUUCAGGUGGCUAUGAGCGACGAGCGUGCAUGAUUAGGUGCUCAAAUGUAGCUCUCACAGCCAGGAACUGCGUGCAACAGCACGUGGUUCAUGUGGCUGCAGGGGUGUAUGCUUAG